Metopolophium dirhodum (rose-grain aphid) is the source of this 1359-nucleotide messenger RNA. RefSeq names its product general transcription factor II-I repeat domain-containing protein 2A-like. The transcript is spliced from 5 exons. Gene Ontology annotation, molecular function: protein dimerization activity. Lineage: Eukaryota; Metazoa; Arthropoda; Insecta; Hemiptera; Aphididae. The record is from RefSeq and is a predicted model, not a curated record. Bases 1 to 1359 code for a protein of 452 amino acids.
AUGGCAUCUAAUAAACCAGGAACUUCAAGUUUAGGCGUAAAACGAAUUCCAAAAAAGUUGAAUGUUCAACGGCACUAUAAUAAUCACAAUGAUAUUAUUGAAAAAUACCCCAAGGGUUCUGUAAAGAGGACAGAAUAUAUUAAAAAGAAGACUAAUUCAAUGUUAACUCAGCAAUCAAUUUUUACUAAACAAACAAAUGAAAAAAAAAACAUGGUGUUAACUUCUUAUGAAAUCGCAUUUGGGAAGUGCAAGUGUGGAAACCUUAUUCUGAUGGCGAAAUCAUUAAAAAAAGUUUCGAUAUUUUUGCAAAAAAUGCAAAUGAUUCAAAAAUUUCUACAUAUUUCAAAACAAAUUUCGUGUAAUACUACUAAUUCUAAAUAUUUUUCUCUUGAGCUUGAUGACAAUCCGCAAUUAAGAAUAUUUAUUCGAAGUGUGAAUUCUAAGUUUAAAGUGACGGAAGAACUUUUAGGACUUGAAGUACUCGAAACAUCGACAAAAGGUACAGAUAUAUUUAAUAAACUAAAAUGUUGUUGCGUUGAAACUUUGUUGUUAAAAAGUGACGAUUUAAUCUGGUCAAAACUUGAAAAUGUAUGCACAGAUGGUGCUCCAUGUAUGAUAGUAUCUCGAUGUAUAAACAAAAUAAAAGCUCGGCCUUUAAAUCAUCGAUUAUUCAGAGCUCUAUUUGAAGAUGCCAUUAACGAAUCUGGUGAACAAUUUUUAUUUUGUGAAGUAAGAUGGCUUGCAAAAGGAAAAGCAUUAGAAAGAUUUUGGAAUCUAAAAGACGAAGUUAUUGAAUUUUUAGAAAAAAAUAAUGAAUUGCCUGAUGAAUGUGAACUAAUGAGAGAUAAAAAUUGGUUAAUUAACAUUGCAUUUUUAACUGAUAUUCUCGGACAUUUAAAUAUUCUCAAUAAACGAGUCCAAGGUGAAGGAAAUUUAUUUCCAGCCCUUGUAGGUUCUAUAAAUUCUUUCAUGUCUCGACUUCGUCUUUUCGAAACGACACACGAUCUCCAAAAAUAUAACCACAAUAUGCAAUUGGAAAUUAUUGAACUUCAAAGUCCAACAGUUUUAAAAUGCAAAUAUAAAGAGUCAUCUGAGAUUAUAGAAUUUUGGAAAUGCCUACCCGAGGAAGAUUUUCCAGAAUUACAUAGUGUAGCGGUGAAAUUGGUUUGCAGAUUUGGCUCUACAUAUAUAUGUGAGAAAAGUUUUUCACGGGUGACUUUCAUUAAAAAUAAGUAUAGAACCGAACUAACAAAUUCUAAUUUGAAAAAUGUAAUGCUUCUAUAUUCAACUAAACUUAAACCAAAUUAUGAAGAGAUAAUAUCCAUGAAGCAAAUUCAACAUACCAGUUACAGUCAUUAA